Daucus carota subsp. sativus is the source of this 2392-nucleotide messenger RNA. RefSeq lists its product as uncharacterized. NCBI's taxonomy places the organism in Eukaryota, Viridiplantae, Streptophyta, Magnoliopsida, Apiales, Apiaceae. Gene Ontology annotation, molecular function: protein binding. The coding region runs from base 131 to 2203 and encodes 690 amino acids. The record is from RefSeq and is a predicted model, not a curated record. The transcript has a single exon.
ACCGAGUAAAGAAAAAGAAGGGAAUUAGGGAUGCCACAAAUCUACAACCCAAAUAGGAAACUCUAGUCAAAAAAAGACAACCCAAAAUCAAUUCUGGAUCUGCUCACUUUCAAACCCCACUCUUUGAUCCAUGGCAGUCCCCCUCAAAGGCAAGUCCUUCUCUCUCUAUCUCCUCUUAAUCUCUUAUAUUCUCAAUUUAUCUCUAGUUUUUGCAGAUACAAGUUUUGAUAAUUCUAAUGAACCCCAUGACACAAUUUCUCACACACCCAGUAGCAAUAUAGCUGAUUUAAAUGUAUUGAAUCAACAACAAGUUCAGAUUAAGAAGCUUGAAGAGGUCGUUAGGAAUCUGACCCAGUUGGUUUAUAAGUUAGAGUCAAUAACGAUUGAAACUUUUGGGGGAAAAAAAAAAGACCCUAUUCAUAAAAAGGUUAAAAGAAAGACAGAGGAUGGUGGUUCUGUAAGUAAUGUGAGAGAUGGAGAGAUAAGUGGAGCAGUGUCGAUUACGAAGCAUAGUCUUUUUUGGUCUGAGAGGUUUCAGUUUGUUUCGGCUGUGAAGCUGGAUUCUAAUGUUACUUGUGUUAGUGUGUUGCCGUUUAAGGAUUCGGAAGGAUUAAGCAAGUAUGUUGUGGUUGGGAAUGAUGAAGGGAAGGUUUUUGUGUUCUCGAGAAAUGGGAAUGUGUUGCUUGAGUUUAGUACGUUGUCAGAUUCACCGGUUACAGCUUUGUUGUCGUAUAUGUCUUCACAUAAUCAAAGUGUCUUGGUCACGGGGCAUGAAAAUGGAAUUAUUUUAAGGCAUAGUAUAUCGGAGGUGUCGAGUGGUGAGGAAGGGAAUUCACUUUUUAUGGAGAAUGACAGAAAAUUUAUUGUAUUGGAGAUCGAAGAAGAGGGGUCGCCGAUUACUAUCUUGGAAGUACAUCAUGUUGGGAGGACAAGGUACAUUAUAUCCAUUGAUAAUAGUGGAAAAAUUAAGGUUUUUAAAGAGAACGGGUCUCUUCAUGGGUUAGCAGUGCCAACAAGUAGACCACUUGUGUUUCUGAAGCAAAAGCUCUUGUUUCUUACCGAGACUGGGGCAGGAUCACUGGAUUUAAGGACCAUGAAAAUUUUGGAGUCUGGUUGUGAAGGUUUGAACUAUUCUUAUGUCUGGAAUUUUGCAUUUGAUGCUACCGAAAGGUCAAAAGCAUAUGGUUUUACAUCAGAGGGUGAAUUGAUCCACUUGUUGCUGUUGGGUGAUUCAAAGAACUUCAAAUGCAGGAUCAGAUCUAUUAAGAAGUUAGAUAUGGAUGAACCUCUAGCUAUUCAGACUAUUAAAGGUUAUUUGCUUGUUUCUAACAGGGAGAAGGUAUUUGUCUACAAUGUUUCAUCUCCACACUAUGCUAGGUCUGGUGGGCCUCGGCUUUUGUUUUCUGCUGGUCUUGAUGAAAUAGUAGCCUCCUUUCUCAACUAUCAGUUGGAGUUAGAUGCAGAAAAGGAUGGGGUCAUCCCAUUGAUAGGAAGUGAUCAGGAAAAACUUGUUGUUCUCAGUCUUGGAAGUGGAUACGUGGGAGUCUAUCGCUCAAAUCUUCCAAUAUAUCGAGGAGAAUCCAGUUCCAUGAUAUGGGGCACUCCUCUGGUAAUUUUCAUUGUGUUCGUAUUUGGAGCAUGGAAAUUCUUUGCCAAUAAAAAAGAAGCUUAUUCCUUGUGGGGACCUGAAGAUCCCUUCACUUCCACGUCGGUUACAAAUGAAAAUGAAGCUCCUUUAGUGUCAAAUUCAGGGGAAAGAUCUUUUAUGGAUUCUUCUUCUAGGAGUGAUAUAAUGGAUUUGCGAGGUGGUGGUCUAAGAGGCCCAUCGAGAAGGUAUGGCUCACCAUCUCGGUAUCCUGGUGGAGCAGCUAAUUCAUUUAGGCCCAACUCCAAUGAUACCAAUUCCAAUUCCAGACCAGCCUCUGUCGAUCAAAAUUAUAGGCCCACAACAUACUCCACUGAGACCAACUCCAGACAUGCAUCUGUUGAUCCAAAUUAUAGGGCAGCAUCAGAGUUGAAAUUCAGACCGAAACUGGAAUCUGCCGCUUACUCCUCUGACACCAACUCCAUAACCUCUUCUGUUGAUCCAAAUUAUCGAGCAGCAUCAGAGUUGAAAUAUAGGCCAAAUGUGGAUUCCACAACAUACUCGCAUAGGAGAGAGAGCUUAUAUGGAAACAGUCCAGUUGGCGAUGAUAGCAGUUAACUUGUAAAAUCAUGUUCAUCUUGUAAGGUACUACCAAGUUGGUCCAUUUGAGAUUUAAUUUUCAUAAAACAGCUCACUGCAAUUGUAAGUUUGUAAUUGAGCUUUAUGAUAAAAAUAAUGAUAAAUUUGUUAUACAUUCUAGAUACUGUAAAUGAAAACCAGCGCAAUAUAACACUAAGAUUUUCUUUA